Molecule: messenger RNA, 778 nt
Organism: Durusdinium trenchii
Lineage: Eukaryota; Dinophyceae; Suessiales; Symbiodiniaceae
Source: the annotation of a GenBank genome assembly
AUGCCUGACUUGUUGGCGGCAGGUUUGCCGUUGCCAGUGGAAGCGCAGAGUGCACGGCAGCAAGCUGAUGGUGCAGGUAGUGACAGUGGUUGGAACCAGAAUGAUCCAUUUUCACGGACGGACAAGUGGAUUGGAAAUCCACCUCAGCCAUCCUUUGAGAAGUGGCGUGAUCGUGAAAGUGAAGUGCUCAAUUGGGCGCAGCAUGUGGCGGAUUUGUCAGCAUGGGCGUCCCAAGCAUCUUUGCAGUUUGGGACUGAGAUUCUGCAAGCGUCUAGGAGUGCCACGUUGAUCCAUGCUUUCAUGGAAGGAGUGGACAUUCAGGAGGAUUGGCAUUCUGGCUGGGUUGAGACCAGUCAAGAUGGCUACGGCACAGGCGAGGUGGCAUACUUUGCAGGUUGCCCUUGGGUUCGACUCCACCCUGUAGAAACUCUAGAUCGCAACACUGAUGAGGUUGAGGAUGUUCAUGUGUCGAGAGGAGCGCUGGCCGAUUCACCGCAGGCCGAGCAUGAGGCAUUUGCCUUCUCCCAUUUUGUGCAUCGCGUUCUCUUCGGCUUGGGAGAGAUUGAGGAGAAGGAACAGGUGGACAUUGUAUUGGAAUCAGAUUCCAGCUCAGCGUUGCAGUUGAUUGGUGCUGUUGAUCUUCCACGUCGUUCCCGGCACAUUGAUAUCAAGUUGACAUGGUUGAAGGAACGUGUUAGUUCCAAUGAGGUGCAACUUCGACAUCGAGCGGGAACGCAGAAUGUGGCAGAUCUUUUCACCAAGCAGGAUACUCAGGUAG